CAAAGCAGAACUAAGCAAAACAUAAUUCCAAAGGCCUCCUGUAUAAAAAUCCCUCUCUUUUCUAUUCUUUUGAUAAUCCAAGGAAACAAAAAAAAACCAUGUUUGAUUCACACUCAAAUAAUAAAGGGAAAGAACCUGAGAAUAACGACAGUAACUGGACUGCCAAUGUGACAGCUCCAACUGCACAGCAGCCUGCUCCUCCUCUUCCUCAGCAACUACGCAGGCAUUCAGUUACGGUAGGAGAAAUGCAUUUUCAUUCUUUUGAUAACAAGAAUCAACAUCAUCAUCACUUUAAUCACAAUGAACUCGAUCAUAUUUUGGCAUCUUUUCCUUCUUCUUGGUCAUCGACAUCUUCUUCUUCCAUGGCUUCAUCAUUUAAUCAACAACAAUCACAACGCCAUCCUUCUAUUUUUGAUAACACAACAAUGGCAGUAUCACCAACGCCCGCCUUCUUUUCGCCCAGUUUUUUAGAUGCCUUAAAACACGAAGAUAACAAUCCGUUUCAAUCCUUUCCACCCAUUGCUACUGCUGAUGUUACUGCAACCAACAACAUUAUUACUACAACAGCUCCUCCUACUGCUACUGCUAGGAACACAAUUAAUCCCAAUGAAGAUCUUCUGUUACAAGAUUUCAUUAUACCAACCACUGCUACUACUGCUCCUACUAUGACUACUACAACUGCUACUGCUGCUAGUGGUAGUAUAUCAGUUUCAUUACCACCGUUGCAGCCGACUUUCUAUACUUCAUUCUAUCAUCCAUCGAUACCAGAAGAGGAGGUGGUAAUUAAGAAUGAUGAAGAAGAUGGAUUCGACUCAGUCAAUGCAAUUACUACUAAUUCUACUUCAACUUUUCCAAUAACUCCACCUGCGACGAAUGAAGAUUUAAAACCUUCAAUACGGCAUUAUCUGUCCACUUUUGAAAACGAAAGAAAAAUAACUAUACUGACCAGUAAAGUAGCACAAAAAAGUUAUGGUACCGAGAAAAGGUUUCUUUGCCCCCCUCCUCUAACUGUUUUGAGUGGUUCUUUACCUUGGUUUAUACAUGGUAAAGAGCCUAAAGUACAAGUACAAAUCAAAGGCGAAAAUCAAUCUGUCCAAAAUGGCAAUAUAGAGUGGCAGCCAUCCGAAGAAUCAGACAAUAAAAUGAAAAUGACGGGCGCAUGCGUAGCAAAGCAUUUACAUAUAAAUGACUCUACUGUCAAUAGCAGUAGCAAUCAUAAUGUUACUGGUGGAAACGAUGAAGAUAAAAGAAAGAGAGUGCAGAUACAAGUUAAUAUUCAGCUGGGUGGUACUGAAGAUGAGCAAGAUAUGGGAAUAAGUAGGGAUUUAGGUACCUUUUAUUCUAAGGGUAUCAAAGUGAUUAGUAAGCCGUCAAAAAAGAGACAGAGUGUAAAGAAUAUGGAAUUAUGCAUUCAUCAUGGAAGUCUUAUAUCUCUGUUCAAUCGCAUCAGAUCGCAAACUGUUUCCACUAAAUACUUGGGUGUUUCUGUUGAGUCUGAGAGUAAUACAGACAAUCCAAACAACACUUGCUUCAUCGCAAGAACCAAUAAAUGGGACCCAUUUGUCAUUUGGCUUGUUGACUUGUCUCGUUCAACGUCAAGUGAUAGCAACUCACCAACUCAAGCAAGUACUUCCGGCCAUCGUAAUUUCCCUCCACCGCCCGCUAUUGCAUUACAACAACGUGAAGGUCAAGAUUCAAUUGCAAUACAUUACAAUCAACCUGUUGUACUACAGUGCCUAAAUACAGGUUUAGUAUCCCCCAUCAUGGUCAUACGCAAAGUGGAUAAAGGGAGCCAAGUAUUAGGUGGAAACCAAGUCUUGGGUAAUGUGCUUAAUGAAAAUGGACCUGUUGGUGGUGGCGAAUGUGGUGAUGAAGCCUUGGGUGAUCCUGUAUCUCAACUACAUAAAAUUGCUUUUCAAAUUGUUACUGAUCCAUCACUGGCUACUCAAUACGCUUAUCAAUAUUACAGUCAAGAACUACCACUACAAUCGUCUCCGAAUGAAUGGAAAUUACCUCAUUUGACAGAACCACAGUCUACUUAUUUAGCUUGUUUAGAAGAUGUUGUCGGUAUGCAUAAAACUACUUCUGAGCGAUAUUUCCUUACAACACUACAACAACAACAACAGCAGUAUUUAAUCAAUCAACAAGAAAAAGAGCAAGCCUCAAUACAUCGUAUGGCAGCUGCGGCAACAUCGAAUAGUAAUAAUAACAGCGGUGCUAGUGGACGUAGAAGACGUGUAUCCUGCGAUAUUACGACUGGAAAUAACAGUAGCUCGAGCGGUGCUGGAAUUUCUAUGAACAGUACUACUUCUUUACAGUAUCAUCAUCAUCCCUACGAUCACUAUAGAAGACGUGUUAACUCAUUAAACGAUGGAACUUUGUUAUCAAAUUCAGGGUCGGUGAACAACUUUAUCUCAAAUGGUGGUAUAAGUAGAGGCGCUGGUCGUCAAUAUCAUCGACGUAAUAGUACAGCAUCAACUACUCCCAGUGGCACUGCUUCAGCUACUUCAGCAACUGCAACUGAUAAAAGUCAUUUGAAUAAUGGUGCUUGUUGGACCGAAGAUGUAUCUGAUGCCUCUAUUUGGACGAUUGUUGGUACAGACUAUAUUACCUACAAGUUUUGCUUACCCAGAAGCAGUACUAUGGCAAUCGAUCCUAUAUGUUGUGCACCAUUCCCCAUACUCACUUCCUUUACUUGUGCAAUUAUCGAAAAUAACAACAGCGGUGCCAAUGAGAGCGUCAAAAAACAUCUUAUAACGCUACAUGGUGAAAACUUCACAAAAGAUUUAGCAAUAUGGUUCGGGGAUAUUCAAUCACCUUCUAUUGAAUACAAGUCUAAAGAAACCAUUAUUUGUACGAUACCUUCUAUACAAGAAUUGAAGUAUAGCUCAACUUGCAUUCAGGAUAACGAUAACCAUAAGAUUCCAUUACUAUUUAUACGUAACAGUAUCAUUUAUAACACAGAUCAAUAUUAUUAUUUCCAGUAAAAAAUGCGAUUGAAAUACACACUUUAUACAUACUUUUGAUGUAGGACAAAGCUGUUGUGCAUAGCGGCCGUAUUGUGUCUCUAUUACUGAGCAUCGGUUCUUAUGCUAACCAUCUUCUUGUUUUUCUUAUACGAGCCAUUACUAUUCAGUUUUUGAACAUCUUUCGUCUAAGGAUAUAGUAUGGCAUACUAUCAAGCUAUACACUUGUUAUUGCAGUUUACAAGCUGCCAGGUAAGGGGAAGCAGUCCACUAGAUUUUUUUUUUCUCUUUUUCCCUUUUUUUAGCAGAAAAAAAAAAUUGUUUUUUUUCAACUUCUUUUUUUUUUC
Messenger RNA from Mycotypha africana, 3313 nucleotides. RefSeq lists its product as uncharacterized. Gene Ontology annotation, cellular component: nucleus. The transcript has 4 exons. Lineage: Eukaryota; Fungi; Mucoromycota; Mucoromycetes; Mucorales; Mycotyphaceae. The record is from RefSeq and is a predicted model, not a curated record. Gene Ontology annotation, biological process: regulation of transcription by RNA polymerase II. Gene Ontology annotation, molecular function: DNA-binding transcription activator activity, RNA polymerase II-specific; RNA polymerase II cis-regulatory region sequence-specific DNA binding. The coding region runs from base 99 to 2987 and encodes 962 amino acids.